Amorphotheca resinae ATCC 22711 is the source of this 859-nucleotide messenger RNA. RefSeq lists its product as hypothetical. Bases 126 to 647 code for a protein of 173 amino acids. The transcript has 3 exons. The record is from RefSeq and is a predicted model, not a curated record. NCBI's taxonomy places the organism in Eukaryota, Fungi, Ascomycota, Leotiomycetes, Helotiales, Amorphothecaceae. Gene Ontology annotation, cellular component: mitochondrial outer membrane. Gene Ontology annotation, molecular function: nascent polypeptide-associated complex binding.
CGUCACGAUCCCUUCUUUUCCCUCAAACUCUCCUCUUCUUUCUUUAAGAACCGCCUUUAUUGCAUUCACGACUCCUCAUACGAAGAAGACAUCUCUCGAAUACCAAGAUCUCCAAAGAAACCAACAUGUCGUACGCUGCUGCUGCUGCCAAGGGCCCCAAGCAGUCCCCCGAGGAGAAACGCGCGCCCACUCCCCCCGAAAUCAUCCCAUCCGCAAGCGCCUCGACCUCCUCCCUGAUCGAUGUUGAUACCCCUUCCGUUCACACCGUCUCCUCCGACUUCUCAUCGAAGCCUGUGAAGACAGACACCCAGCAGUCGCGCAUCGAGCACGAAGCUGAGCAGGUUAAGGCACGUGCAGAAGCCGAGGCCAAGAAGCUCGCUGAGGAGGAGAAGAAGGCCAAGGCCGAGGCUAAGAAGGGAAUCAGCCGCUUGGAGGCCAAUGGCGAUAACCCUGUAGUUGUCGGUAAUGCGAUUGCCGUUGUGGCGCUUAGUGCUGGGUUGGGCUUCGGUGCGUACAAGAAGUAUGCGGCUGGGGAAAUGUCCUGGAAGAUCGCCGGUGCCUGGUCUGGUGUGGUAGGAUUGUUCGUUAUAGCGGAUUACUAUCUGAGCACGUAUCUCUUCAAGAACAAAUACCCACCGAAGAAGUAGAGGUUGAUUGAUACCUUUUCUGGGAUGGUUUCUUAGGGUGGGGGUUUGUUAUUACUGCGUUCUAUUAUCUUCUUCUGCUUUUGUGGACACUCAGCUCUCGCGUGCCUGGAAUCGAUUGGUUGGAUGAAGGACAGUGGCAUUUGACGGUGAUAGAUUCUAAACUAAUUCAAGUGGAACUCUGAUAUCGCCGCAAUUUAAGCUGAUGCAAGUGC